Messenger RNA from Rotaria socialis, 1914 nucleotides. The record is from the annotation of a GenBank genome assembly. Lineage: Eukaryota; Metazoa; Rotifera; Eurotatoria; Philodinida; Philodinidae.
AUGGAACCAAUUCUCGGCCGAGGUUAUUCAAUAAAUGAAGAAUCUGAUUUAAUCGAUCAAUAUUCACCAUUAUCAAGUACUAUUGAUGAAGAUUUAGAACAAGAUGAUGACUUGUUCUAUACUGAAGAAGAUAGUUCAUCAGCUGCACGAACUAGUAAUGGAACGUUGUCUACGUCAUCCAUUGAUGAGAUUAGUGGUAUGGGUUUGGGUAUAUUUAAACCACCACCAUUUAAAAUGAUGCCCGUUGAAGCAACACCACCACCAACACCACUCAUUCCACGUCGUUUACUUGAUUCGAUAAAUAAUACAACAAAUGCCUUUCAAAACAUGACAAUUAAUACUAAUUUACCAUUAACACCACCAAGAAGUGCAGAUGGUACUAAUACAAAUUGGUCAUUAGGCAAUUCAACGAAUGAAAUUCGAAACACUAAUUUAUUAUUUCCACGUGUUAAUGAUACUCUAUCGAAGACAGCGACAACUGCUAACUUAUUAACACCGACAAGUAUUGAUCGGUAUCUUAGUAGUCAUCGUCGUUUAUCGGAUUCAACAUUUCCAUCAUCAACAUCACUUGAUCUUUCACUUGCGAUUCCAUCUCUUAACACUACAACACAUAGGCAUCAAUCAGUUUCAUCGCAGCAUAAUGAUUUAAACAAUGAAACAAAUCAUUUGUAUACAUAUAUGGAUCAUGUUGGUGACGGAUUAUCGAACAAUAUGGGAACAUCUUGUGCAUCAGCAACAACUUCGUGGUCAACAUUAAUUAGUUCAAAUGGUACAACAAACGAUGAAUCAAUUUCAUUUUCAUCCUUAUCUCGGCCACGUAUUAAUAGUAAUUCAUAUGUACCUUCAACACCACAACUUAAUUUUAAACCUCUUCAACAGCCUUCACCUCUUCAACCACCACCACCACCACCACCUCAUUUAACAAGUUCACCAUUUUCACAACGUAUGAAUGCAACAAGUUCACUGUUUCAACCUAAUUCAACUCCAACACAAGCGAAUGGUCCAUUUAGUCAUUCAUCACCAUUUCAUCCACAAUCAUCUAUAACACAUCAAACUCAACAAUUAUUACCAUUACCUCAACAAGCACAACGUCCAUUGUGGCAACAACCACCACCGCCUCCACUACCAUCAGUACAACAACAACAUCGCCCUUUACUUCCAAUUGGUAUGCCACCGAUGGCUCACCCUCAACAAUUACAACAACAACAACAACAGCAGCAGCAGCAGCAUCAACAGCAGCAGCAGCAGCAACAACAACAACAACAACAACAACAACAACAACAAAAUCAACCAAUGAUGAAUCAAUUUCAAUCGAAUGAUGCUUGGCUUUUAGCAGAAAUGACAGCUAUGUUACGUCAAAAUCAACAACAACAAAUGGCCGCAUUCAAUGCAAAUAUAACAUUAAGUACAGCGGCACAACAAAUUCUUGCAGCUAAUUCAAAUAAUAAUAAUAAUCGACCAUUACGUUCAGAAAAAAUUGAUAUUGAAAUAAUUAAGCAUCUUAUUCGUGAAGCACGAUGGAAACGACGAUGUGGAAUGAAAAAAGAAGUUUGUGUAUUCUGUCGUAAUAAUGGCGAAAAUGAACUGAUCUAUACAAGUCAUUCUUUAAAAGAUUCAGCUGGUAAUGUAACAUGCCCGAUUUUACGUGCUUAUCAAUGUCCAAUCUGUGGUGCAACGGGUGCUCAAGCUCAUACUAUUAAAUAUUGUCAAGCAGCUGGUGAUGACAAUAGACAUGUAGCAACUCCGUACGAAAAAAUGAUUCGUACACAAUGUAUGCAAACAUUUGGGCUUGAGGAUAAUAUAACAGCAGCAAUGCCUGCAAUUUUCGGACCCAUUGGUAGUCAUUCAUCAGCUAAUAGUCCUGCUUCGCUUUGGCCUGCUUUAGCUGGCGGUUGGCCUGGUAGUAAUUUAUAA